AUGGCCUUUGAGGAUCUCCUCUCUGAAGUUGGAGAUAAGAGGACAUUCCAGAACCUACAGGUCUUUUCUUUGGCUAUUCCUCUAAUAUUUAUAGCUAGCCAUUGUCUUAUAGAGAACUUCACUGCCUUUGUCCCUGAGCAUUGGUGCUGGGUUCACUUGCUGGACAAUACCUCAGCUUCUCUCAAUAUCAGUGGGAACCUUAAUUUUAGUUCCAUUCUAAAGCUUUCCAUCCCUUUGGAUACCAAUGGGAAACUAGAGAAAUGUCAUCGAUUCUUUUGGCCACAGUGGCAGUCCUUGGCUCCAAGUGUCACAGGCCAAAACCUGAGCCAGCUGGAGAUGGAGCCAUGUGUGGAUGGCUGGGUUUAUGACCAAAGCAUCUUCACUUCUUCCAUUAUGACUGAGUGGGAUCUGGUGUGUCACUCCUGGAAACUGAAGUCCUUCUGUCAGUCAAUAUUCCUUGCUGGGAUUCUGGUUGGAUAUCUCCUAUUGGGCUAUGUUUCAGACAGGUUUGGGAGAAAACGGAUGUUGCCUCCAAGUUACCUCAUGCUGGCUAUCUCCAGCACUGGGGCGUCCUUUGCCCAGUCAUUCCCAGUUUACUGUUGUCUUCGCUUCCUGCUUGGGUUUUCAAUAUCAGGAAUCAUACUUUUCGGUUGGAAGCUUGUUAUAGAAUGGACCACCAGCCAGCACCGGCCUCUGGUAACAAUUAUAUUAUCUCUGUCUAUCAGUCUGGAACAUCAGUUUCUUGGGAUUCUGUCUCAUGGCAUCCAGGAAUGGCGCAAACUCCAGCUAGUAGUGUCUGCUCCCUGCUUUGCCUUCUUUCUGACCUCUUGGUGGUUGCCAGAAUCUGCUAGAUGGCUGGUUAUCCACAACAAAUACGAUGAUGCCUUAAAGAUGCUCAGAAAGGUUGCAAAAAUCAAUGGAGUAAAGGAUAAGAUCCUGACAGUAGAGGCUUUGAGAUCCACCAUGGAGAGGGAGCUGACUGCCACACAGACGCGUUAUACCAUAUUGAAUUUAGUCCGCUUUCCGAUCCUGCGGACAAGAAUCCUCUGUAUGUCCUUUGCAAGACCCUGGCACCCAACAGGGAUGCUUUCUUAUGGGCUCUCUCUGGAUCUUCAGAACUUGGGGAGCAAUAUUCAAAUGCUCCAGGUUCUUUUGGGAGUUUCUGCCUUCCUAAGCAGGGUUGGAGCCUUGUUUCUCAUGAACCGCCUUGGCCUUCGAACAACAUCAGUGGCCUGCCUCCUUCUUGCUGGAUUGUUCAUACUUCCCAGUGCAUUUCUGCCUCAAGGAAUUUUGCGUGUGGUUUUGGCAAUACUGGGGAUCAGCUGUAUUGUGGUCUGCGUGUCCAGUAACACUCUCUAUUUUAAUGAGCUCCUGCCCACAAAAGUCAGGAACACAUGCCUGGGAUUCAUUUUCUUGGGAGAGCAAAUUGGGUCAGUGCUGGCCCCAUUAGUGAAUACACUCAGACAAAACAUUCCAGCCCUGCCUCAGAUCAUCUUUGCCGUCAUAGCCAUCACUGCCAGCUUUGCGGUCUUCUUCUUCCUCCCUGAAACCCAGAACCAGCCAAUGCCUGACACCAUCCAAGAUAUAGAAUGUGGACAUUCAAGAGAAGAAGCAAGACCAAGAGAGGAGGGUGACCGUGCAGUGAAAAUAAGCCAGUUUUAA
This is a messenger RNA of Trichosurus vulpecula (common brushtail), 1662 nucleotides long. Its product is annotated as steroid transmembrane transporter SLC22A24-like. The coding region runs from base 1 to 1662 and encodes 553 amino acids. Gene Ontology annotation, biological process: transmembrane transport. The transcript has 11 exons. Gene Ontology annotation, molecular function: transmembrane transporter activity. Gene Ontology annotation, cellular component: membrane. NCBI's taxonomy places the organism in Eukaryota, Metazoa, Chordata, Mammalia, Diprotodontia, Phalangeridae. The record is from RefSeq and is a predicted model, not a curated record.